Molecule: messenger RNA, 3668 nt
Organism: Physcomitrium patens
Lineage: Eukaryota; Viridiplantae; Streptophyta; Bryopsida; Funariales; Funariaceae
Product: B3 domain-containing transcription repressor VAL2
Molecular function (GO): zinc ion binding; DNA binding
Source: RefSeq, a predicted model, not a curated record
UGUGAGAGAGAGUGUGAGUGUGUGCAAGUGUGUGUCUCUCUCUGUUUGUCAUGCCAAGUUCCACGUUUAGGUCUGUCCCGCUCUCGCUCUCACUCUGUCUGUCUGUUUGUCUGUCUCUCUCUGUCUCUCGUCGUGCGAGUGUGUGUGUGUGUAUGUGAGAGAGAGAGAGAGUGAGUGAGAGAGAGUGAGUGAGUGAAAGUGUGUGAGGGAGGGAGGGAGGGCUUACUGUCGAUCCACGCUGUGUCCUCCUCGGAGCCCACUCCAUGCAUCGAUUCUAAUUGUUGCUGCUGCUCUCUACACCACCCUCGCCUCGUCAUCGCCUCUGUGUGUGUCCGGCAUGGCGAUGGGUAGUACCGAGAGCCGGAAGGUCUGCUGGAACUCCAAAUGCGGGACCAGCAGCUCCACCAUCUGGCGCCCGGGUUGGAUUACACGCAGCGGUCGCACUGCGGAGCUUUGUGAUUACUGCGGGCUCGCUUAUCAGCAGUCCUGCUUUUGUGAGACGUUCCAUAGCGAUGAUGCUGGAUGGAGGACGUGCAACUUCUGUAAAAAGCGCGUGCACUGUGGUUGUGUAGCAUCUGCUUAUGGAAUAGUGCUACUUGAUAAAGGCGGAGUAGAGUGCAUACGGUGUGCUACAGCCCAUGAUUCGGCUGGUUCAAUCUCCUUGGUUGGUAAACAUGGACAACAGCUACUCGCCCCAAUGACGCAUUUGGAGAGCGGGAAAGUUGUCGAUCCAGCUGUCAGAGGCUGGUGUGAGGGUUUCGGAGCUGCAUUGGCUGCAUGCCAAUCCGACGGAGGAGCUUGGCAGCCCUCGUCUGCUGCCAGGACUUCUUUGAGUCCUCCUACUGGACUGAUCCGACCUUGGAGUGCUCCGGAAACUGAUAUUUCCAUGAAGAGCAAGGAUGCUGCAGACUCUGUGUCACGAGAGCACAUGACGUUGGAAGUCGUGGAAUAUGGUGGGGAGGGUACUGAAAUAGAUAGAAAUCCGUGUUCAGAUCGAACAAAAGCUGGAGGAGCAGCAGGUGGUAGUGGCAGUGGUAGUUCACAGGGACCGCUUCGUGUAGCACGGCCACCUGGAGAAGGAAGAGGUCGUAACCAGUUGCUGCCUAGGUACUGGCCUCGAAUCACGGACCAGGAGCUCAAGCAGAUCAAUUCUGGAGAUAUGCAAACCACCAUCACUCCCUUGUUCGAGAAAAUGCUGAGUGCCAGCGAUGCUGGUCGGAUUGGUCGUUUGGUGCUUCCAAAAGCAUGUGCUGAGGCAUACUUUCCUCCUAUCCACCAACCAGAAGGAUUGCCCUUACGAAUUCAGGAUGUCACAGGCAGAGAUUGGGUGUUCCAAUUCCGCUUUUGGCCCAACAACAACAGCCGAAUGUAUGUGCUAGAGGGCGUUACCCCAUGUAUUCAAUCGAUGAAGCUGCACGCAGGGGAUACAGUUACCUUCAGCAGGCUUGAAGCUGAUGGAAAGCUUGUCAUGGGAUAUCGGAAGGCUCCAACCUCCCUCUCCUCUCAGGAUGCUGGUGCUACCCGGGUUGGAGCUAACUCUAAUACUGGAUUUUCAAAUCCAAGCAGCGUGGUCAUUCAAUCAGCAGAUGGUUGGGGUUCAAAUGUGGGAGGGUCCAAAUCAAAAGAAAGUGGCAUUAGUAUUGGCAAUUUGUGGUCCUCGCAGAUGGAUAGGAAACGUGGGCGGCCUUUGGGCUCUAAAAGCAAGCGCCUUCGACUAGAUAGUAUUGAUUCCAUGCUUCUCAAGUCCAACUGGGAGGAAGCUCAAGAGCUGCUUCGCCCUGCCCCGUCUGCUUCUUCCACCGUCGUCACAAUCGACGGUCACGAAUUUGAAGAGUAUUCGGAACCACCAGUUCUUUCGAAACGGACGUUUAUAUCCAACGCACCCUCCGGGGCUCAGGAACAGUGGGCUCAAUGUGAUGACUGUGGGACAUGGCGUCGUGUACCUGUUGAUGCCUUCGUACCAGCACGGUGGUCGUGCUCUCAGAAUACCUGGGAUCUGACAAGAGCACAGUGCAGCGCAGCUCAAGAAGUGAGCAGCGACAAAUUAGAAGUGCUGCUGGGUCCUGGGCCCACUUCAGAGGGUGGGAAGCAGGAAUGUGCACCUAAGUUAACCUCUACCAGUAAGGAUGAAAAUGCCCCUACCACGUCAGCUGCAGCAGGCUUAGACGCUUUGGCUCAGGCAGCGUCAACAUCUUUGAGUCCUGCGCGGACUACGAAACACCCGAGGCAUCGCCCGGGAUGUACCUGUAUCGUGUGUAUUCAGCCCCCAAGCGGCAAGGGACCGAAACAUAAGGCGUCCUGUAUCUGCAAUGUUUGUUUAACUGUGAAGCGUCGCUUCAGGACCCUUAUGCAACGCCGUAAGAAGCGGCAAUGCGAGCGAGAGUUUGAAGCGUUCCGCAAUAAGCGAGAAUGGCAUGAAGAAGAUACUUCUGAUCUUGUUGGUGUUGUUGGUAGAUCUGGAACAGCAGACGCGGCAAACAUUGUGGAUGAUAACCUUUCUACAGCCUUAAUUCGUUCCAGGGAUGGGGGUUCAGAGGACGGACCUUUGAAGGGAGCCAUUGACUUGAAUAUUCAACCCGAUCAUGAGGAGCGCGUAAGUAUGGUACGCUUGCUUCAGGAUGCCACUCUACCCCUGUCUGCUUAUCUACACCAGCAGCGACUUUCUACUCUUUAUGUUGGUGAUCUAGUUUCAGAUCAUGUCAGUAAUGAUGCUACUAGCAGCCAGGAGGAUACUCCCUCAGAAUCCUCUAGCGAGGCUGAAGCAGAUAAUGGGCUAGAGGUGGCUGGUCAUGUACGACAUGAAGGUCAGCGAACUCAGACAUCCCUUGGCUAUGUAGAGCAACCAAACUGUUUGGAGAGCUGGGAUGCAAGAGGAGUCAAGCCCGCAGAGUUUUCAGGAGAUUCAGUGCUCUCAAGCUCAUCAAAACUAGAGCUUAACAUGAUGAAUAAUGCUGCUGCAACUUCUGCAAAGAAGCAUGUAACUGGAGCAGGUCGUGGACGACAAAUAUGUAUUGGAUGUGGUGAACAAAUCGGGUCAGCAGCAAAGGUUUGCAGGAGAUGUGGUACCUGCACUGCCUUUGGAGAGGAAAAACUUAGAUGCUGAGCUUGGGAAAGAGUCCAUGUUUCGUUAUUGUAAAAACCUAUAUUUGUAAUCAAGCUUCCUCCAGAUAAUUUGGGGCUGCCUGUGCCUACACCUUUUCUUACAUCAUAAUUGGACAGGUAUUUAUUACUUUUACAUCAAUUAGGUUCGAUUCUGAAUGUCAGAUGAUCUAACUUGUUUUCUGAUGCAGAAACUAUCUUAGUGAGUAUUUGAAUAGAUUUAAAUCCACGUAUUGUAACAUUUUAAACUUGAAAUAUGAAUACGUAAAAUGUUAGACUGUAUGAGUUCUGCAAGUCUUUUUUAAACUAUUAAGAGAUAACUAAGUAUUGUCUUUGGGUUUUUUGACAAUAUUUCGACUUUCUCCGACUCAUUUUCUCGUCAAUAAGUCAAGUGUCUGUUGUGCAAUUAGAAGUAAGGUAGCCUACCCAUUUCCAAUCACUCAAGCAUUUUAGCAUACAUGCAGUAUGAAAAAAUUUCUUAGUGUAGGGAAAUAGAAAUUAGGAGGAUUCUAGGUGUUUUCACAUCAUUUGGUCCAAAAACAAAAUUAUAAUUAAUGUUUUAGCCGAAG